GGUGCUUAUUAAACUGGUAAACUUUAUAUCCGUAACGUUAAAUCAACUCCGAUGAACUGUAAUAACGUGCUCUCACUUUUAUUAUUGCUGUAUCCAGUGUCACUCUGGAGACUGCAAGCUGGAUCACUAACAGUUUUUACUUGUAUAUCCUUGAGUAGCAUAUUUUUAGCACAGUCUCUGUUUUGUAUUGUCCCAUUGUAUUGACAUUCGUUCAUUAAGCAGUCCGGUGUGAAAUGAUUCGCGCAGACAAACGAAUUUCGGAAGAACUGAGGCAGUAUUUUCUUGGAAAACCAAGUUAAUCCAUCUCAUUUUCAGCAGCUCAGAUUUAGGGAAUAAAUGGAGAGAGCUAUGUGGAUUAAUCCAUCCAGCUACAGAACACCUAAAAUGCUUGGGAAUUUUAGAAGGACAUUCUCGUAAGUGCAGCAAUAGUGGACUGUGUACAACUCGCUGUGAACUCACUCAGGGCGGUUCUAUGUUAAAACAGCAGUGUCUGUCAACAUUCGUGGGCGGGGCCUGUGGCUAAUGUGACUUCACACUACCAGGGAUCUGGAAGCGGCUUGUUCUGAGACACUGCUUAUGAUUUAUGGAGAUUAAAAAAAAGGAGUGGGUAGAUUUUUAUCAUUAUAGGGUGGUUGUGUACACACACUGCCAACACACAUUUAUAGCCAAACACCAUGCAAAAGUGAAUUUUCCAUAAUAGGUCCCCUUUAAUUAAACAUUCUAUUAUUGCUAUUAUCACUCUAAUUAAUUUACAAAAUAAUGUGCUUAUUCAUUACAGAUGUUCAGUUCCGGAAAAGUGGUCAAGUUAUUCUAUGAUGUUGCAUCUCCUUACUCCUGGCUGGCAUUUGAGGUGCUGUUCCGCUAUAGAAAUGUUUGGAACAUCGACAUUGAACUGAAACCAGCAUAUAUACGAGGAGUCUUACAUGGCUCAGGUAACCGGUCCCCUGUAUUGAUCCCUAAUAAGCUUCUGUACAUGGCCUCAGAUCUGAAGCUGUUGUCUGAGUACUUUGGGGUCCCUAUGUUUCAACCUCCAAACAUUUAUGAGAAAGACUCUUUGAAUGCAAUGCGUUUUGUGACAGCUGUAGCAGAGAAGGACAAAAAGGGAGACGUGCUGAUGAAGAGGGUGUCAAGAGAGCUCUGGAAAAGAAUGUGGUACACUCAUCAGGACAUUAUGCAGCCUGCCUCACUCACUGAGGUGGGAUUAAAGGCAGGUCUCUUAGCCAGUGAGGUGGAGCAAAUUCUGACCCUCGCUGAAUCUCAGCCAAUCAAAGACAAGCUGAAGAGUGUCACACAGGAAGCCCUGGAGAAUAAGGGGAGAAGUGGAUGGGGCCUUACCCCGCCAAACCCACAACCACAAUGUGAUCACUACUUCUCCAUACUCUGUAUAUUUCAACAAGUUCUAAAUAAAAUUUUGGUGGUGCAAAUUCACAUGGUUUUAGUUCAACAGCAUACACACACGCACACACACACACACACACACACACACACACUCAAACAGAUUAGAAGAAUAUGUCAGAGAGACAGAAAUAGUAAAGGAAGUUAUUAAAGUCUAAAUUAUAUAAUUAUAUAUUUAAUAAUAAAAAUUUCCCAGCACCUGACACCAAUCACUAGCCAUCAAGAGCACACACUUCACAUUCAGUGAUCCUACAACAAGGACUACAGACUAUUGUUCAGAGAUUUUCUACCUGCUCCAUGUCUCCAUUUCUCCAGCGAUCCCUCUCUACUCCAGUAAGCCUCUACUCUAACCAGUAUACUCACCUGUCUGAACAUCCCAGGAAGUGUGUGCUCUCCACAUUCACCAUCCACUUUGCCUCCUGCAACACAGUAAAGACUUCUAUUAUUAUCCAGUCAUUCUCCCCAACCUGCUAAAUACCUGUGUGCUCAUAUUAUAACUAUGCAAUAAACCUGUUUUUUCCCCCACUGUCUAUCUGCCAUUGAGUCUGGUAAUUCAGUGAAAUCAAGUAAAGUGGGCUGUUUAAGCUCAAUGGGUUUACACUUUCAGAGUAUAACAAUGGUCUUAAACACUUUCUUUAAGUGAUAAAAUAGUUUUGGCUGAUGCAAUAUAACUCUGGUGAUUGUGGCCACACCUCAAAGGAACGACUCCCUCAGUGGAAAGUAGAAAACCUUUUGACAAAAGAUUCUAAAUUAUAAGGUUGCUCACAAAAUGUAAACAAAUAUUGUGACAGUUCCUGUUUUGUUUGUUACUACAGUUAACAGGGAAUAAAAU
Molecule: messenger RNA, 2227 nt
Organism: Megalobrama amblycephala (Wuchang bream)
Lineage: Eukaryota; Metazoa; Chordata; Actinopteri; Cypriniformes; Xenocyprididae
Product: glutathione S-transferase kappa 1-like
Exons: 6
Coding region: 779-1546 (255 amino acids)
Biological process (GO): glutathione metabolic process
Cellular component (GO): mitochondrion; peroxisome
Molecular function (GO): glutathione peroxidase activity; glutathione transferase activity
Source: RefSeq, a predicted model, not a curated record